Protobothrops mucrosquamatus (brown spotted pit viper) is the source of this 1522-nucleotide messenger RNA. RefSeq names its product cytokine induced apoptosis inhibitor 1 (gene CIAPIN1). NCBI's taxonomy places the organism in Eukaryota, Metazoa, Chordata, Lepidosauria, Squamata, Viperidae. The record is from RefSeq and is a predicted model, not a curated record. The transcript has 9 exons. Bases 112 to 1032 code for a protein of 306 amino acids. Gene Ontology annotation, biological process: iron-sulfur cluster assembly. Gene Ontology annotation, cellular component: cytoplasm. Gene Ontology annotation, molecular function: iron-sulfur cluster binding.
AAAAGGGCAGACCCAGCUGAGGAGAAAAGCAGGACGGCUGCCGGGCCGAAAAGCACGAGGGGCGACCGGGAACAGUGUCUGCUUUCUUUCAGAUCUUGAAUUAAUUCCAACAUGGCAGAGUACGGGAUCUCUCUCGGUGAACAAGUGGCUGUGGUUUGCGAUAGUUACGCCUCUCCCGAGGCACUCCAGAAAUUUGUCCAGGAUGUUCAAGCAGUUAUUGGAGCUGAAAGUCAUAUUUCUGUAGAAAACGUCAAUCAGCUGCUUUACUCGUCCCACAAAGAGUCCAGCUUUGAUGUGGUUCUAUCGGGGCUGGUUCCUGGCAGUCUAACGCAGCACAGUGCAGAGGUGCUUGCUGAAAUAGCUCGGAUUGUGAAGCCUGGAGGUCGUGUCCUUUUGAAAGAAGCAGUGACCACCGAAGCAGGUAAUGACAAACUCAAGACAGUAAGCAAACUACAAACAAUCGCAACACUCUCUGGAUUGGUUGAAGUAAAAGAGCUGCAGAAGGACGCUUUAAGCUCAGAACAAAUUCAGGCUAUCCAGAAGCAUCUGGAUCUGCAAUGCAAUGAAAUUCUUGCAGUUCAGUUAGAAGGCAAAAAGCCUAAUUUUGAGGUUGGAUCUGCAAGUCAGCUCAAGCUUUCCACUGUCAAGAAAUCAACAACUGAAAAACCAAAGGUGGAUCCCACGGCUGCAAAACUCUGGACUCUUUCAGCCAACGACAUGGAUGAUGAGGACGUGGAUCUCCUGGAUUCAGAUGAGCUUCUGGUUCCUGAGGAUUUGAAAAAGCCAGAUCCAGCAUCUCUCAAAGCACCUACUUGUAAGGAAUCUGGAAAGAGGAAAGCCUGUAAGAAUUGCACCUGCGGCCUUGCUGAAGAACUAGAGCAGGAGGAGAGAAGCGCACAGCCAAAGUCUGCCUGUGGCAAUUGCUACCUGGGGGACGCCUUCCGCUGCGCCAGCUGCCCUUACCGAGGCAUGCCAGCCUUUAAGCCUGGUGAGAAAAUCCUCCUGAGCGAAAACAACCUUCAGGAUUCCUGAAAGAAGAGCAGCAACUCACAGCUUCCUGGGUGGUGCUUCAUGGUUUGGACACAACAGGCAGUUUCUCUAAUAAAGAGGAAGGAAGCCUGGACUUGGUGGGGGAUUCAAACAAAUAGGUGGACCAACGCGGGCUGUGUUCCAGACUCCCUUCUCAGUUGGGAUCGCUUUCAGGACUCCUCGCUUUCCACCCCUUGAUUGUCAUUUCUUUGAAAAGUUUGCCUCUAGAUUUUGGCUGUUGUCACACGCCCUGCAGACAAAAAGGUCUGGCUAGUAAUCAGCAUCAGCCCUGGAGCUACCCAGAAUUUAAGAGUGCAACCUUAUCUUACUGGGCCAUUUACUUUGCCUACAGAAUGCGGCUUUGUCAAACCCCAAACAGUGGGUCGGGGUGGGUGGUGUUGGCUUCUACUCAAAACUGCACAGUAUGUCUUCAUUCCCAGUUUUGUGCCAACGAGAGGAUGGGAGGAGUCAAAAUUAAACUUCUGAAACUCUG